This is a messenger RNA of Aspergillus terreus NIH2624, 441 nucleotides long. RefSeq lists its product as uncharacterized. Lineage: Eukaryota; Fungi; Ascomycota; Eurotiomycetes; Eurotiales; Aspergillaceae. The record is from RefSeq and is a predicted model, not a curated record. The transcript has 2 exons. The coding region runs from base 1 to 441 and encodes 146 amino acids.
AUGUCUGAUCUCGCAGAUUUCCCCAAUUCUUUCAAUUUGAACGGAAAGGCCGCACUGGUGACGGGAGCUAACUCGUGCCGAUGCUACCAGAAUUCGGGGGGCCUCGGUCUACACGCUGCUACCGCUUUUUUGAGAGCGGGAGCUAAGAUCGUGUUUAUCACUGCGCGCAAGCAAACUGGGGUCGAUGAGGCCGUCAACGAGCUGAACAAACUGCCCGGCAUCAGUGUAAGGGCCAUUGGCAUCGCCGCCAACGUCGCCAACACGGAGGCCAUCCAGCGUCUGGUCGAUCAGGUGAAGCAGUACGAAUCCAAGCUGGAUAUCCUGGUUGCCAAUGCGGGCGCCACAUGGGGAGGACCGUUUGAGCCGACACCGGAUUGGGCGUCGCAGAAGGUGCUCGACUUGAAUGUUCGCGGCUUGUUCAAUCUUGCUAUGGAUGAGUAG